Molecule: messenger RNA, 834 nt
Organism: Papaver somniferum (opium poppy)
Lineage: Eukaryota; Viridiplantae; Streptophyta; Magnoliopsida; Ranunculales; Papaveraceae
Exons: 5
Coding region: 1-834 (277 amino acids)
Source: RefSeq, a predicted model, not a curated record
AUGACUGGCAAAGAUUGGGAAGUUGUUCAUCCUCAAGUUCUGCAACAGGCUCUUGCACGUCCUUGUUCUGAUCACAACCUAAUUGCACUUAAUUGCCAGUGUUUGAAGCAUGGAAGUGUUGGUUACAUCUUUUGUAAAAAGCUUCAGUUAUUAAAGAUUAAGCUUAAGGAGUGGAGUAAAGCGGAAUAUGAUUCAAGACUAAGAAGUGGCAAACCAUGUAUUCUCUGUAAAAUUGAUUUUGAAAAAGCCUUUGAUCAUGUGAAUUGGGAUUUUCUUGAUGAAAUUUUUAUGCUCAUGGGUUUUGGUGAAAAAGGAGGAGAUGGUGCUACAAGUUUUUUCAUAAGCAAAAAAGGUAUUAGGCAAGGUGAUCCCAUAUCAGCUUUCUUAUUCUUGUUAGUUGGUGAAGCUCUCAACUUCAUGAUAAAAAGAGCACAAAAACAAGGCAUGAUCUCUGGUUUUCAAGUCAAGCCCAAUGGAUUGGUUAUUAGUCAUUUGAAAUUUGCAGAUGACACUCUCAUUUUUAUAGAUGAAGAAGUUGAGCAUGUAAAAAUUUUAAUAAUUCUUCUUAUUUCAUUUGAAAUGCUCACUGGUUUGAAAAUCAACUUUGCAAAAAGUCAGAUUUAUGGUGUUGGCUUUGCUGGUGAUCUGGCUGUCUUUUCUUCUAUUCUGGGAUGCUAUAGUGGUUGUUUACCAACCACUUAUCUUGGUUUACCACUAGGUGACAGAUGUGGUGGUGUUGCUAAAUGGGACAAGAUUAUAGAAAAAUUCAUUCUUAAGUUGCCUGGUUGGGAAAAAACCCAUUCUUUCAAGAGCUGGAAAGAUAACUCUCAUUGA